AUGUCUCACCAAGAAGACAUGAAUUCCCCAGGGUCCGAUGAUCCAGACGCCAUGGUUGCGCAGCUGGAGACUUCGACACCUGGCCCAGCAGCAACAGCCGAUGAGCCCGGAUCUCAGCAGCCAAUGGAAGAGGUUCGACCGAGUCAAAAGGCUGGAUCUAUGAACUUUUCGAGCAUUGAGAUCCGGGUUCCCAUAGUCGACAAUCCCAGUGACUACGAAUAUCUCCCCGGUCACUUCAAGGUCCGACGUAUCAUGUGGAUAGACUCGAGCAACCCCGAGAAGCCGUUGUACACCGUUCGGCUUGCCAGUGGGGAACGCUCAACUAUGUCGCGCGAUACAUUCAUGAGCCUUGACAAUAGCGCCCAAGCUCUGGAUGAUUACGUUCCGGAGUCGGAAUCGGAUGAUGAGCUCAUGACAGUGGGAUACGGAUCCAUAUCAAGCAAUUACUUUGGUGGGGAUGGGGCAGGAUAUGGAAAGCGGGCUCGCGCCUCGAGACAAACUACCCGGCCGCGCCGUCAAGCAUCCUCUGCACGUGGCAGUUACGCCGCGUUCUAUGAAAUCCCAGAGUCCUCCAGCUCCGACGAAGAUCUGGAUGAGUUAAGCGACGAGCUCAAUGGACGUUACCCCAGAAGACGCCGUCGAUCGACGAGGACAAGCAGAAAGGUGAUCGUAUCUUCCGACGAGGAUGACGAUUCUUCUGACUUGGAAGCGCCAACUCGUGUUUCUACUCGCACCCGAAAGAGCACUCGCCAAAACUUGCGAGAGCGACUGGAAGACGACUUAUCGGAAGCUGAAAGCGAGGCACCCAAACGGCAAAAGUACUCUGGGGCCCGAGAAGCGUUUCCUGAGCUUCCGCGGGAUGAUGAAUUCCGACUGCGACACUUUGCAUGCUGCUCUACCUGCAACUACUUUGAAGAUGAUGAAGUCAGAGGACCCCUCAUCUUCUGUCAGGGGUGCAGCUCGUCGUAUCAUCAGCAAUGCCUUGGUCCGCGUAGCAGCCGUGAACACCUUGUCACCAAGAUUGGUGAGGACUACUUCAUUCUGCAGUGUCGCCGGUGUCUUGGGGUCGCACAUAGUAAACAUGACGUUUCCCCUCAUCUGGGCCGCUGUGCCGUUUGCAAGGAAGAUGGUUCAAUGUCACAGCCACUGAGACAGCGUCUCACUUCCAAAGAGGAGCAACAGCAACGUGUGGCGAAUGGCGGUACCGACCCUGUUACCCAUGUUGACAUGGCUCGCGUCAACAACAUUGAUGAUGUCCUCUUCCGGUGCGCAAAGUGCCAGCGAGCUUUCCAUUUCGAACAUCUUUCUCUAGACUCGUCCCAAGAUCUCUCGGAGGUGAUAUCCCACUACACGACUCAUUGGCAAUGCAAAGACUGCUCCGACUGCCCUGGUGAUAUUGAAGCUCUAGUUGCAUGGCGUCUCGUAACCCCACCCGCCAAGGGCUCGAGACUUCCUCUGGCCGAGCUUAUUCCAGAGGUCGAAAAGGAAUACCUUGUCAAGUGGAAGCUGAAGUCGUAUUUCCGCACUACCUGGAUGCCUGGAGACUGGGUUUGGGGGGUCAGCAACGCCGCGAUGCGUCGGGCAUUCUUCAAUUCUCACAAAGCACGAAAGCCUAUUUGGACAACCAAAGAGGCGAUUCCAGAAGAGAAUCUUCGCGUUGACAUCGUCUUUGACGUGACCUUUCCCGACGGUACUGACCUUGAUGAUCAAACCAACCCUGAGUUUGUCAAAGAGGCAUUCGUCAAAUACAAGGGCUUGAAUUACGAGGACUCUGUUUGGGAAACGCCCCCAGACCGAAAGGACACUGAUCGAUGGGAGGACUUCAAGCUUGCUUUCAAUGACUGGCUGCAUCGUGACAGUAUCGAUCCGCCGAAUCGACAUGCCCUCAAGAGCCAUCUCGCCAAUAUCAGGCGUUUGAACUUCGAACAAGAUCUGGUUCUGAACACCCAACCUGAGCUGAUCAUUGGUGGCCAACUCAUGGACUACCAGCUUGACGGUGUGAAUUGGCUCUACUACAUGUUCAUGAAACAGCAAAACGCCAUUCUUGCCGACGACAUGGGUCUUGGCAAGACAGUGCAGGUGAUCUCUCUGUUUGCAACCUUGAUCGAGAAACACUCAUGUUGGCCAUUCCUUGUCGUUGCCCCUAACUCUACGGUCCCCAACUGGCGGCGUGAAAUCAAGAUGUGGGCACCCGGAAUUCGAGUCGUCACGUACUUUGGCUCGGCGUUCGCACGUCAGAUGGCGAACGACUAUGAGAUGUUCCCACAAGGUGGCAAAACACUUCAAUGUCAUGUGGUGAUUGCCUCGUAUGAGAGCAUGGUUGAUGAGGAGGCCAAGCGAGUCUUGAACAAGAUCCAUUGGGCCGGACUGGUCGUUGAUGAGGGACAGCGCCUCAAGAAUGACAAGUCGCAGCUUUAUGAACGGCUUUGUCGCAUGAAGUUUGACUUCAAAGCGCUUCUUACUGGCACGCCCCUGCAGAACAACAUCCGAGAGUUGUUCAACCUGAUUCAAUUCCUCGACCCGAACAAGGAUGCCAACAAAUUGGAGGAAAAAUAUGGCGAUCUAACGGCGGAGAACAUUCGAUCUCUCCAUGAGAUGAUCCGUCCGUUUUUCCUUCGUCUAUCGAUGUCGGUUGUACAAAAGAAAUUGUACAAAUCGAUCCUGGAAAAGAACCCACAGUUGAUUCAGGCAAUUUGCAAGAAGCAGACCGACCAACUCAAGAAGGCUGAAAAGCACAACUUGAACAAUAUCCUGGUACAGCUUCGGAAGUGUCUUUGCCAUCCUUUCAUCUACAACAGGGCCAUUGAGGAACAGACGAAUGACCACAUCCUGGCUUUCCAGCGCUUGGUCGAGGCUUCGGGGAAGCUCAAGUUGUUGAAUAUCAUGCUACCAAAACUGCAAGAGCGUGGAAAUAGGGUCCUGAUCUUCAGUCAGUUCCUGGAGAAUCUCGACAUCGUCGAAGAUUUCCUCACUGGCCUUGGCCUCACCUACUGUCGACUGGAUGGAAAGUUGACUGCCCGGCAGAAGCAGCAGCAGAUUGAUGCAUUCAAUGAGCCUGACUCACCAUUCUUUGCUUUUUUGCUAUCGACUCGAUCGGGUGGCGUGGGCAUCAACCUUGCCACUGCCGAUACCGUCAUCAUCAUGGAUCCCGACUUCAAUCCGAAGCAAGACAUGCAAGCCCUUUCCCGUGCUCAUCGAAUCGGCCAGAAGAACACCGUUUUGGUCUUCCACUUGACCACUCGGGCAACAGUGGAAGAGAAGAUCAUGCAAAAGGGCAAGAACAAGCUGGCUCUCGAUCACGUACUGAUUGAGCGCAUGGAAGCUAGCGAGGAGGAGGAAGACCUAGAGUCCAUCCUCAAACAUGGUGCCUCAGAUUUGUUCAGUGACGACAAUUCGCGGGACAUUCAUUACGAUGGGGAGUCCAUCGACAAGCUUCUCGACCGCAGCCAGGUAGAAAAGGCGGAGCAGAUCGCUUCAGAUACCCCAAGUUCUUCUACAGAGCAGCCACAAUUCAACUUCGCCCGUGUGUGGCAGAAAGACCGUGGUACACUCGAGGAAGUCGCUGUGGACGAGGAGAGCCCCGAUGACACCACUGCCUGGGCAGAAAUCCUUCUUCGGCGGGAGCGCGAAGCCCAAGAAGAGGAGUUCAAGAAAGCGGAGGGACUUGGACGUGGCAAGCGUAAGCGAGCCACAGUUAACUACCAAACUAUUCGCGAGGACGAUGAUGCCCUGGAGCCCCACCCGGCCAUGCCCUCUCCUGUCAAAAAUCGCAAGAUAGGCGACAGUGAUGUCGAAUUUCAAGCGCAAGAGGAAGCCGAAGAAAGUGACUUUGCAGAGGAUACAGAGGCUGCUAAGAACAUGGCCGAUAGUCAAGAGACGUCGCCUCCCAAGCAGCUGAAGACUGCUCUUUUCCACCGUGUCCAGUCCCCGCCACCUGAACCAACAAUGGGCUUGGAUGGCACUUCGGAUCUCCCUCCACGAUGUAUUGCGUGCAACCAGUACCACUUACUUGGCCGUUGCCGCCUGAAGCAAGCCGGCGUUGAACACUGCCCGUUGUGCGGCCUUGCGCACUUUGGUGGAAGACGUGCUUGUGCGCACUUCCACUCUGAAACCCAAGUUCGUCGCAUGCUGGCGGCCUUGCGACAGAGCACGGAAGACCGAGAGAUUGUCUCUGUUGCCAAGAAAUACGUCAAGGGAGUCCUUCGUCACCUCCAGGCUGCCCGCAAGAAAGCCAUGAUGCCAGAUCUCAUUCCGGCAGCGACAUCCCAAACCUCGACUGGCGACUCGACGCCUGCCAAUGUCACCAUCCCCCAGCCUGGGUCUUAUCAAAGCCCAUAUGCCCCUACAACCACCCCUGCACAAGCCCGUGAGACAACCGGACCUUUGAUGACUGUGGACCGUCAAGCAUCUUCCUAG
This is a messenger RNA of Penicillium subrubescens, 4416 nucleotides long. RefSeq lists its product as uncharacterized. NCBI's taxonomy places the organism in Eukaryota, Fungi, Ascomycota, Eurotiomycetes, Eurotiales, Aspergillaceae. Gene Ontology annotation, molecular function: ATP binding; ATP-dependent chromatin remodeler activity; chromatin binding. The record is from RefSeq and is a predicted model, not a curated record. Gene Ontology annotation, biological process: negative regulation of transcription by RNA polymerase II; chromatin remodeling. The transcript has 3 exons. Bases 1 to 4416 code for a protein of 1471 amino acids. Gene Ontology annotation, cellular component: chromatin; nucleus.